AGGCUUAAACUGUAUGCUAUUGGCCAGUCGUCGUGAGAAAGGCGGGGUUUGAUGAAAACGGGUAGGAAAGGAAAAAAUAAGACGAAUAGCUGUAUCUUCGCCGGUGGAGCGGUUGCGUGUGUCUCCACGUAUUUGUUCCAAAGACGACGGUUUUAUUGUGUUUCUAUUUGAUCGUGUUGUCCGAUAACGGAACCGGGACGUGUAAGGACGUGUUUAAAUCGCUCGGAGUGACCGGUUUAGACGUCGUGAUAUCUAUUUUCCUCUAAGUCGAUCAGACUGAUUUUUUUUUGUCGGGGGACAGAAAACACGUCCUGUGUCUGUGUUGUGUUGAUAAAGUAACAAGAGGAUCGCGGUGUGGAUUUAAAGAAAAGCGAGCUGCUGCGAUGAGCAAUUUGGACACGGUGGAUCGAGUCGAGCUGUGUGAGAGUCUCCUAACAUGGAUCCAGACGUUUGGUGUGGAAGCGCCGUGCAAAACAGUAGAAGAUCUCACGAGUGGCGUGGUCAUGGCUCAAGUGCUGCAGAAAAUAGACGUGGUGUACUUCAGCGACAGCUGGAUAAGCCGCAUCAAGCCUGAAGUGGGUGAUAACUGGAGGUUAAAGAUCAGCAACCUGAAGAAAAUAUUAAAAGGCAUUUUGGAUUAUAACCAUGAGGUCCUGGGACAGCAGAUUAAUGACUUCACCCUGCCUGAUGUCAAUCUUAUCGGGGAACACUCGGACGCAGCCGAGCUCGGCCGAAUGCUGCAGCUCAUCCUCGGCUGCGCCGUCAACUGUGAACAGAAGCAAGAGUACAUCCAGACCAUCAUGAUGAUGGAGGAGUCCGUGCAGCAUGUCGUCAUGACGGCCAUUCAGGAGCUUAUGAGCAAAGAGACGCCGGUUUCAGCAGGAAACGACUCCUACGCUGACCUGGACAGACAGCUGAAGAAGACGGUGGAGGAGCUGAACGAUGCUCUGGCUUCUAAAGAAGAGAUCGCUCAGCGCUGCCACGAGCUGGACAUGCAGGCGUACCUCGUCCAAGAGGAGCGCGAUAGACUGAGAUUAGAGUUUAUUGAACUAGAGGAGAGGGUGGCAGCUCUACAGGAAGAGAAGAGCAGCCUGCUCGCCGAGAAUCAGGUCCUGAUGGAGCGUCUCAACCAGUCCGACUCCAUCGAGGACCUGAACAGCCCGGCCGGGAGGCGGCACCUCCAGCUACAAGCACAGCUGGAGCAGCUGCAGGAGGAGACGUUUAGGUUGGAGGCGGCUAAAGACGACUACCGUAUCCGUUGCGAGGAGCUAGAGAAGGAGCUCCUAGAGGUCAAAGGUCAAAACGAGGAGCUGACGUCUCUGGCUGACGAAGCUCAGUCACUCAAAGACGAAAUGGACGUCCUGAGACACUCGUCCGAUAAGGUGGCGAAGUUGGAGGCGCAGGUGGAGUCGUAUAAGAAGAAGCUGGAGGAUCUGGGGGAUCUGCGCAGGCAGGUGAAGCUGCUGGAGGAGAAGAACACCAGCUACAUGCAGAACACCGUCAGCCUGGAGGAGGAGCUACGCAAAGCUAACACCGCCCGAGCUCAGCUGGAGACCUACAAGAGACAGGUGGUCGAGCUCCAGAACCGUCUGUCUGAAGAAUCCAAGAAAGCCGACAAGAUGGAGUUCGAGAGCAAGCGACUGAAGGAGAAGGUGGAUUCGCUUCAGAAGGAGAAAGACCGGAUGAGGACGGAGCGCGACUCUCUGAAGGAGACGAUUGAGGAGCUGCGGUGUGUUCAGGCUCAGGAGGGUCAGCUCACCUCAGGUUUGGUACCACUGGGCAGCAGCGAGGCCUCGGACUCACUUGCGGCAGAAAUCGUGACCCCAGAGAUCAGGGAGCGGUUGAUCCGUCUGCAGCACGAGAACAAGAUGCUGAAGCUGAAUCAGGAAGGAUCAGACAACGAGCAGAUCGCUCUCCUCAAGAGUCUGCUGGAGGACGCAAACGCCAGGAAGAACGAGCUGGAGACGGAGAACAGGCUGGUGAAUCAGAGGCUCAUGGCAGGUCAGAGUCAGGUGGAGGAGCUGCAGAAGAGUUUACAGGAGCAGGGUUCGAAAGCAGACGAUUCGGUUCUACUGAAGCGGAAGUGCGAGGAACAUUUAGAGAAAUUGAGAGACGCCACCAACGAGCUGCAGAAAAAGAGCGCCAUCAUCGAGGACCUGGAGCCCAAAUAUAACACCAGUGCUCAGAGGAUCGAGGAACUGGAGGAGGCUCUGAAGAAGAAGGACGACGAGAUGAAGCAGAUGGAAGAGAGAUAUAAGAAAUAUCUGGAGAAAGCGAAGAGUGUCAUUCGGACCCUGGACCCUAAACAGAACCAGGGUUCAGCUCCUGAGGUUCAGGCCCUGAAGAACCAGCUACAGGAGAAGGAGAGGAUGCUGCACUCACUGGAGAAAGAGUACGAUAAGGCGAAGUCUCAGCGAGAUCAUGAGGAGAAACUGAUCGUAUCUGCCUGGUACAACAUGGGCAUGGCUCUGCAGAAGAAAGCAGCGGAGGACCGUUUAGCCAGCACGGGAUCGGGUCAGUCAUUCCUGGCACGUCAGCGGCAGGCCACCAGCACGCGGCGCUCGUAUCCAGGCCACGUGCAGCCCGCCACAGCCAGUGAUGUAAAGGCAUGAGCGUCCGGUCGAGGCGGCGGGCGCGGCUGCAUGAUGCAUGAUUUUGCUCUCGAAUAACACCUCAACACACACUAACACCUCGCUCUCGGGUCCGAGUCCGGGUUCGUCGGCAUGCCCGCGUUGCGUUUCUAAACCUCCGCUAUCCCAGCAUGCUCCUGCCUGUGCUGUGGGCGGGGCCUGAAGGUUACUGAAGAGUGAUGUAAUAAGUAUUAUGAUCUUAGAUUACGACACGGACGAAACGUCUCUAGGUCAAAAAAUUGUAUUAUGUCCUUUUUUUUCCCCAUGCAUAUUUAUUAGAGUUUUUUCUUUUUUUCUAAUUUGAAUGAAGUGUGCUUUUAUUUAAUUUUUUUUUUUUUUUAUGACCCUGGUGGACAAAUUGUGAGCCUCUGCAGUUACGGAGCUUCGGCCUUGUGUGUUUUAAUUUUCCUCAAACUCAGAGCGUCACCGCUUUGUGGAGACAUUAUGUAAGUCUUUUCUUCCUGACAGGAGACAGUAUUAGGAGAAAAAGUUUAUAAUAAUAAUAAUAAUAAGUCAUUAAGGCGUUUCCAAGUAUAUACAUGUAUAUCGAUGUGCAUAUUAGAGACCUCGCAACAGGAAGUGAAACCCAGCUCAGAGAAAAGCAGUAUUUAUUGACGAUCUUUUUCCUUUAACAUAUGGGACUCUAGAAUGUUCAUUUAUUUAUGUAACAACAAAUCGCUCGAGCUUGGGCUGCUGUCACACUUUGUUCUCCCAUAGAAUUAGUGUUAUAUUUACAGGAAAUGGCUUAAGAAUGCUGACCGAAAGUGCUGCGUCUGAUUAUCAUUACAGCAAAGCAACAAAAGUUUGGGGAAAGAUGUACAUCUACAUCACGAGGGCUUUUGUUUUGCUUUGUUUUGUAACCUCCUGACCAAUCAGAUCGCAAGUUUAAUGACCUGUUGAAUUGAAACUAUUUUCAGUUUUAUUUCUGUAAACCGUGUGAUCUGAUUGGUCAGGAGGUUAAAAACUAAGCAAAACAAGACAAAAAAAAAACUCAUGAUGUAACUGUACAUUAUUUUAAGAAACUUUUGAAAGUACAGUUAUAUCUUACAAUUUUUUUUUGUUUUUUGACCAAUCAGGUCGCAAGCUUUAUGGCCUAUUGAACUAAACAUAUUUCCAGCGUUUCAAUGGAAGGAAGUUGUUUCAGACAUUUUCUCUUUUCAGCUUCAAAAAAAAAAAAAAAAAAUUUAAUCCUUAUUUAAUAUAAUAAUAUGAAUAAUAAUAAUAUAUCUAGAGAUCUACCUAGGUUAGUUAGAUAGCUAACACUAGCUAGAAUUUGUUAUGGUUACAGUAUGAAGGUCACACGAUUAUUUUCUCUUUUUUUCGUUCACUAAAUAUGGCGUUUAAAUAUGACUGGUUGGUCAGCGCUUUUUAUUGGGGGGGGGGGGGGGGUAGGAGUAUGAAAGCAGCCUAAAAUCGCUAGCAGAGAAAUCCGGAACGCUACUUAGCUGAAUCACGAACCUUCGAGUCUUAACCUUCGGUCCUGUUAGAUCCUUUUAUAGAAAUACGUUUACAUUGCAUAGAGGACAGAGAAGGAUGAGUGACAUCUAGGUCUCUAAUAUGUGCGUCUAUGUUAAAUGAAAGGUCAUUCAUCCAACCAAUGGGGUUGCAGCUGAUCAAUAAGGGGCGUGGUCAGAUCCAAUGACGACUCGUACAGUAAACCGUGUGCUGCUGAUUAUUAGUCCUUUAACUUUCUCCGCUGCUGCUUUCUUCUCAGCCGUCACACGUCACCAUGUCCAUUUUAUGCAAUACGCCACCAUUUUGUACUGUUACAACAUGAUUUGUUGUUGUUGUUGUUGUUUUUAAAUAUAUAUAUAUUUAGUGUUUGUAAGGGAGUUUGUGGAACGCACAACGCGUGAACUAGACAAAACAGUGUUAGAUUAUUAAAAAUGAAAUUCAGAAGAAAACUUUACGUCCACAGACGCCCAUUAGGAGAGGAUCUGCUCCAAUAGGACACCUCGGGCAAACCCUUAUCAUUAAAAAAAAAAAAAAUGAAAAAGAAGGAGAAACGAUGGCAUUUUGGUCAAAUUUUUUGGAAUAUUACGAUCGAUGUGUAUUUUUUAUGCAUAGGAAGAUGUUCCGUCUAGUCGAAGUAGCAAAUAAUCUUUCCAUUUGCCAAGUUUUAUAUUGCUUGUAUACAGUAUGUACAUACGCUGUGUGUGAGACAGUGGAGGAAGGUCCUGCUCAUUAGUUUAUAUACAUAAAUAUAUUAAGAAAAAAAAGGAAGAAGAAUGAUUGUAGGUUAAGGAAUUAUAAGGCGUGACUAUGUUUGAGGGGAAAAAUGUGCUUCCUACGCUGCAAAAAUGUACAGUUGGUAAUCAAGUUGUAAAUAAAGCUUGUAUAAAAAUCUCA
Molecule: messenger RNA, 4979 nt
Organism: Hemibagrus wyckioides
Lineage: Eukaryota; Metazoa; Chordata; Actinopteri; Siluriformes; Bagridae
Gene: hook3
Product: hook microtubule-tethering protein 3
Exons: 24
Coding region: 384-2612 (742 amino acids)
Biological process (GO): cytoplasmic microtubule organization; cytoskeleton-dependent intracellular transport
Cellular component (GO): centrosome; cytoplasm
Molecular function (GO): microtubule binding; dynein light intermediate chain binding
Source: RefSeq, a predicted model, not a curated record